AUGAGAAAUCUACGUUUAUCACACUACUAUAACAUCGACCCGAAUGAUGUCUACGAAACGCGCAUACUAAUUAUCGUAUCGAUAAGAGCUUUGGGCGCUAGCAUGAAUUUCAGAGCUUAUAAGGUAACACGUAUCCGCAACAACGAUUAUCAAAAUCACCCCGAAGCGAAUGUAAAAACGUAG
Messenger RNA from Paraglomus brasilianum, 183 nucleotides. NCBI's taxonomy places the organism in Eukaryota, Fungi, Glomeromycota, Glomeromycetes, Paraglomerales, Paraglomeraceae. The record is from the annotation of a GenBank genome assembly.